UAACGUUAACCUCUGUCACUUGAAAUUGCGAUAGUGGCAAAAUAAAAAUAGAAACUAUAUCAGCAUUUAUGUGAAAGAAAAUCGUGUUUAUUUAUCAAAUUUGAGUUAUUUACUGUCUGUGGAAAGAUCAUUUUACAUGAACUGGGUCAUCAUCAAUCGCGCCUUGAGUCCGCAUUAAACAUUUCACAUUCGCGACAGUCUUCUGGAGAGUGUGUUUCUUUGGUUUCUUCUCCAGCAUGGAGAACAUAAAGUAUUUACUUAAUAAUAACCGCAGCCCUGGGGAGGUCAAAGUGCAAAUAACCCGCGCCAACGGCGGACAAAGGGGCCUGCAGCAUCUGCCACAACGGCCGAAAGUUGACCUGGCUUUUUCCGACUUGACGUACACAGUGAGACAAGGCAAAAGUGAUAAGGUAAUUUUGAAACAUGUCAGUGGUAGGCUCAAAUCUGGGGAGCUCACCGCCAUUAUGGGUCCUUCUGGGGCCGGUAAAUCUACACUGCUCAACAUACUUACAGGUUACAAAACUGAAGGUAUGCAAGGGCAAAUCCUGAUGAACAACAACGAAAGAGAUCUGAGUCAGUUCAGGAAACUUUCGGCCUACAUCAUGCAAGACAAUCAGCUUCACGCGAACCUCACUGUGAGCGAGGCCAUGGAGGUGGCUGCCAAGCUCAAAAUCGGUGACAAAACAUUAGAACAACGUGAAGCGAUCAUUGCCGAUAUUCUCGAUACACUGGGUCUCCUGGAGCAUAGAAGAACAAUGACGAGCGGGUUGUCUGGAGGUCAGAAAAAGAGGCUGUCCAUUGCUCUGGAACUAGUCAGUAAUCCGCCCAUUAUGUUUUUUGACGAACCCACCAGUGGCUUGGACAGUUCUUCCUGCUUUCAGUGCAUUUCGCUGUUGAAAGAGCUGGCUAGAGGCGGACGUACCAUCAUUUGUACCAUACAUCAACCCUCUGCAAGAUUGUUCGAAAUGUUCGACCACCUGUACACGCUGGCCGACGGCCAGUGCGUGUACCAGGGCAGCACCAGGCAACUGGUCCCGUUCUUGGGCAGCUUGGGGCUGCAGUGCCCGUCGUACCACAACCCCGCCUCGUACAUCAUAGAGGUGGCUUGCGGCGAGUACGGCGAGCACACGCGCACCCUCGUCAACGCAAUCGAGAACGGCAAAAACGACAUCGUCAACGACCAGCCGUUCCCGGAGUUCAAAAUGACCGACGGCCUGAACAACGCCGACGCUUACACCAACGAGAACUUGGAUUCGGUGAUCGCGAACACUUUGGCCAAGGGUUCGCCGAACGCCAUCAACAUGAACAAUUUGUACAACGAGAAGGAGAGCAACGUCCAAAACAACGUUGCCAUUUCCGUGGAAAAAGACGACAAAAUUAACGCAGAAACGCCAUUUUUGGACAGUUCGGUGCAACAACCCCGAUACGGAACUUCGGAACUUCAACAGUUCUUCAUUAUAUUAAGAAGGGCCUUACUUUUCAGCAGAAGAGAUUGGACUCUUAUGUACCUCCGUCUUUUCGCGCAUAUUCUCGUUGGUUUCCUCAUUGGCGCCCUCUACUUUAAAAUCGGCAACGACGGAGCCAAGGUUUUAAGUAACUUGGGUUUUCUCUUCUUCAACAUGCUGUUUCUGAUGUACACCUCUAUGACAAUCACCAUUCUUUCCUUCCCGCUGGAAAUGCCCGUACUUUUGAAGGAAAGUUUCAAUCGUUGGUAUUCACUUCGGAGCUACUACUUGGCCAUCACGAUUUCGGACAUGCCCUUCCAGGCCAUUUUCUGCGUAAUCUACGUCACGAUCGUGUAUUUAAUGACGUCACAACCGUCCGAGUGGUCCAGAUACGGGAUGUUCCUUUUGGCUUGCCUCCUCGUGUCGUUCGUAGCUCAGAGUGUGGGACUUGUGGUUGGAGCCGCAAUGAACGUCCAGAACGGCGUGUUUUUGGCGCCCGUAAUGUCGGUGCCGUUCCUCCUCUUCUCAGGGUUCUUCGUGUCUUUCGACGCGAUCCCCAUAUACCUGCGGUGGAUCACGUACCUCUCCUACAUCAGGUACGGUUUCGAGGGUACCGCACUGGCAACCUACGGUUUCGAUAGGCCAAAGUUGCAGUGCUUCACCUCGUACUGUCACUUCAAAGCGCCCACUGUCACUCUGGAAGAGCUCGACAUGGUUCACUCGAAUUACACCGUCGACGUGGUGGCGCUGGUGGUCAUCUUCUUCGUCCUAAGAAUUUCGGCCUUCCUCUUCUUGAGAUGGAAGCUCAAGUCCAACCGCUAAGCGCAGUCAUUUUUUUUAUUCUUACUUGACUGAUCUUAUACAUGUUUAUCACAUCUUAUAUUAUUAUUAUUAUUAUUAAUUUGGUUUUUGUUACUUUAACGGAUGUUAGAUUUAGUCGAGCAGUGUUUAUGUCCAAGAUUGCCAACUUUCAAAUUCGAUUUAAAAUGGGCAGUAUACCAUGUUCAAAAUGUGGAAAAUGUUGGGUUUAAUUUUACGUCUCUAUAACUUCGAUAUUUUUUUUGGUUGGAAUAUUAAUACUUUAUGUACAGUUUAAGACAGUUUCACUCUAUAUUGAUAUUAAAUUUUAACGCCCAUCUUAAAAAAUACAGGAGUUAUAGUAGAAAUACGGUUUCCCCAAAAUUUUUCACUUUGCACAUACACUAUAUAAGCAUGAUAUGAUCUCCUCAUACAGGGUGAUACUAUAGAAUUUGUCCAUUUUUAACAAAUAUUUAAAUGUGAUAAUAAAGAACUAUAAAAUUGUGAUGCCUAAAAUUUACGCUUGUGAUUAUCAAAGAAACAAAUUUACUUGCCAGUUAAAAAAACCCAUGACAAUUUUGUUUUAUUUUCAAAAUAUUCAUUGAUGAUAUAAAGAAUGGGGUACACUUGGACCAUAUAUUAUAGAAUUUGUAUUUUUGUAUUUUUAGUCCUUUACAGUUAGUUGCAUAAUAUGUAGGUGUACAUACUUUUAAUAAAUUAUUAUGGAA
Molecule: messenger RNA, 2971 nt
Organism: Brassicogethes aeneus
Lineage: Eukaryota; Metazoa; Arthropoda; Insecta; Coleoptera; Nitidulidae
Source: the annotation of a GenBank genome assembly